UCCCUUGCCGCCGUCAUGGGUCGCCUGGACCGGCUGCUCGUGGAGAACUUCAAGUCGUGGCGCGGCCGCCAGAUCCUCGGGCCCUUUCGCGGCUUCACCUGCAUCGUCGGCCCCAACGGCUCCGGAAAGUCAAACGUGAUGGAUGCGCUGAGCUUCGUGAUGGGUGAAAGGACAAGCAACCUGCGUGUGAAGAGCCUGCAGGAGCUGAUCCAUGGCGCUCAUGUGGGCCGCCCCUCCGCCACCACGGCCAGCGUACUGGCAGUAUAUGUGGAGGACAAUGGCGAGGAAAAGACGUUCCGAAGGACCAUCCGGGGAGGGUCAUCAGAAUUUCAUUUUAAUGAUAAUCCUAUCAGUCGUUCUGCCUACACAGCUGAGUUGGAAAAAAUUGGCAUCAUUGUCAAAGCUAGGAAUUGCCUCGUUUUUCAGGGCACUGUAGAAUCUAUUUCAAUGAAAAAGCCCAAAGAGAGAACUCAGUUUUUUGAAGAAAUUAGUAAUUCAAAAGAGCUUAUUGAUGAAUAUGAGAAAAAGAAGAAAAAGGUACAGAAAGCUGAAGAGGAUGCCCAAUUUAAUUUUAAUAAGAAAAAAAAUGUGGCUGCUGAACGCAAACAUGCCAAAUUAGAGAAAGAAGAGGCUGACCGCUACCAGGCCCUCCUCGAGGACCUGAAAGAGAAGAAAGUCCAGCUACAGCUUUUCCAGCUUUACCACAAUGAGAAAAGAAUUCAGUUUCUGUCAAGUGAAUUAGAUGAAAUGAACAAGGAGAUGACUCUCACCAAAGAAUCCCUUUCUGAUGAGGAAAACAUAGUGAAGACCAGGAAAAAAGAGCUGGGCAGGUUAACCAGAGAACUGCAGCAGAUGGAGAAGGAGAUGAAAGCUCUUGAAGCUGUGCUGAACCAGAAGAGGCCCCAGUAUAUCAAGGCCAAAGAAAAUACAUCACACCACCUCAAGAAGCUAGAGACUGCCAAGAAGGCCAUCAGGAUCAGCGAGAAGCAGUGCACCAAGCAAGAAGAUGACAUCCAAGCUCUGGAAAAAGAACUGUGGGACUUAGACAGGACAUGGAGGAAUUUUGAAAAGCAGGUCGAAGAAGAGAGGCUGCGUCGUGGGAGGGACAUCGAGUUGGAAGCCAGUCAGCUGGAUCAGUACAAGGAGCUCAAGGAACAAGUGAUCAAGAAAGUGGCAACCAUGACCCAGCAGCUGGAAAAGCUGCAGUGGGAGCAAAGGGCAGAUGAGGAAAGACUGGCAUUUGGGGACAGGAGGCGAGCAGAAGUCCAGGGAAAUUUAAAGCAAGUAAAGGAACAGGUAGAGGACCAUAAUAAGCGCAUCGAGAAGUUGGAGGAGUAUACCAGCACAUGCAUUGAUUGUUUGAAAGAGAAGACACAACAAGAAGAAGCCCUUUUUGAGGAACUUGAGCAGUCUAGGGUCCGAAUGGCUGAAGUAAACAGCGAAUUGAGUCGUAUUGGAGGGGAAUUACAAAAUGCACACAUUGAUCACCAUGAGAGCAAGCGGCAACAAAAGAAAGCUGAAGUUCUGGAGUUCCUGAAAAGGCUUUACCCUGAGUCUGUGUAUGGCAGACUCCUUGAUUUAUGUCAUCCUAUUCAUAAGAAAUACCAGCUUGCUGUGACCAAGCUCUUUGGCAGAUACAUGGUGGCUAUUGUUGUAGUUUCCGAAAAAGUAGCAAGAGAUUGCAUCCGAUUCCUGAAAGAGGAAAGAGCUGAACCUGAGACGUUCCUUGCUCUGGAUUACCUUGAUAUCAAGCCCAUCAAUGAGAGGCUGAGAGAGAUGAAAGGCUCCAAGAUGGUAAUAGACGUCGUGCAGACACAGCUUCCACAGCUAAAGAAAGUCAUUCAGUUUGUGUGUGGCAAUGGGCUUGUGUGUGAGACUGUAGAAGAAGCCCGGCACAUGGCCUUUGAUGGGCCUGAGCGGCUGAAGACGGUGGCUCUUGAUGGAACAUUGUUUUUGAAAUCUGGAGUAAUAUCUGGAGGAUCAAGUGACUUAAAACUCAAAGCGAGGUGCUGGGAUGAAAAGGAAAUAAAUAAGCUCAAGGAGAGACGAGACCAGCUCAUCAGGGAGUUAAAGGACUUAAUGAAAAUACGACGCAAAGAAACAGAUUUGAAACAAAUCCAGGCUUUGGUACAAGGAACUCACACACGACUCAAAUACUCUCAAAAUGAACUGGAGACAAUUAAAAAGAAGCAUCUUGCUCGUUUUAACAAGGAACAGUCCCAACUGCAAAGUGAAUUACUGAACAUUGAAUCUCAGUACGUGAUGCUGAGUGAUGGCAUCGAGAAAAGAAUCCGACAAAUCACAGAUUUUCAAGAAAAGAUAGAUAAGGUGGAAGAUGAAAUUUUCCAUGACUUUUGUGAAGAAAUUGGCGUAGAAAAUAUUCGCGAAUAUGAAAACCAGCAAGUGAAACAGCAGCAGGAAAUUGACAAAAAGAGGCUUGAGUUUGAGAAACUGAAGACUCGGCUCAACAUUCAACUGGAAUAUAGCCAUAAUCAACUGAAGAAGAAAACCAAUAAGGUCACAACCCUGAAAGAAGCCAUUGUCAAAGAUACAGAAGACCUUGAGAGUCUGAAGAAGGUGGAAGAAAACUGCCUGCAAGUUGUGGAUGACCUCAUGGCCAAACGACAGCAGCUAAAGGAUGUGUGUGUUGCUCAGAACGCUAGCAUUGAAAAGGCACAGGGCCAGGUGGAGGAAGCGCGCAAGAAAUUUUUGAUCAGCAACAGGGAGGUGGGGAAGAUGCAGAAGGAGAUGGCAGCUGUCCAGACGGCCCUAGAACAGCAGCGGCUGGAGAAGCACAACAUUCUGCUGAGCUGCAAGGUGCAGGACAUCGAGGUCACUCUUGUGGCCGGCUCCCUGGACGAGACUAUCCAAGUGGCGCUCGGAGAGCAAGCUGAGAGCACACAGAGCACAGUGGCAGCCAUGUAUGAGAGAGAAGGGGCCCUACAGAUAGACUACAGCAGCCUUGGGGAAGAUCUGAAGGAUCUGCAGUCUGAUAAGGAGAUCAAGGCUCAGCUGGGGCUCCUCGAGCAGCAGCUGGCCACACAUGAGGAUAUUCUCCUGAAGACCACUGCCCCCAACCUUCGGGCCCUGCAGAACCUGCAGAAUGUCAGAGACAAGUUCCAGGAGUCCAUCGAUGCUUUUGAGGCCAGCAGGAAGGAGGCACGGGUCUGUAGGCAGGAGUUUGAACAAGUAAAGAAGAAACGAUAUGACCUCUUCAGCCAGUGCUUUGAGCACGUCUCAGUGUCCAUUGAUCAGAUCUACAAAAAGCUGUGCAGGAACAACAGUGCCCAGGCCUUUCUGAGCCCAGAGAACCCGGAAGAGCCUUAUCUGGAAGGGAUCAGCUACAACUGUGUGGCUCCUGGGAAGCGUUUCAUGCCCAUGGACAACUUGUCAGGGGGAGAGAAGUGCGUGGCGGCAUUGGCCCUCCUCUUUGCUGUGCACAGCUUCCGCCCAGCGCCAUUCUUUGUCCUUGAUGAAGUAGACGCAGCCUUGGACAACACAAACAUUGGCAAAGUGUCCAGCUACAUCAGGGAGCAGACCCGAGAGCAGUUUCAGAUGAUCAUCAUUUCCCUCAAGGAGGAGUUCUACUCCAAAGCAGAUGCUCUGGUCGGCAUCUACCCCGAGACAGUGACACCCGGGAACAUCGCAGCAGGCGCCGAGACAACCGCUCGAGGUUCACCUAGGGCUCCCCCACCCCCACCCCCCCCCGGCCUAGGGCUUCUGGAGGCCCCUGACACACACCCAGGGGGACGUUCCAGGUUUGAGUUCAUUCUGAAAGAUGGCAAAAGCCAUCAGGGUCUGUUGGUCUAUUUACAAGAGAUAUGUAGGUGCCUCCUCGGUGAGAGAGGGAGGAAAUCGAGUUCACCUCUGACAUUGUUUGAUCUGUUCAUAGAAAAUAAAUGUUCUUGCAGAAUUUCAUUCUAUAGCUCAUUUUAUAAAAUGUGAAAAAAAAAAAAAGUAAAGUCUGUCUUUGGGCAAGCCCGACGGCUCAGAGGUGCUGGGGAGCACCACCCCCUCCUCUGGGCCUCCA
Molecule: messenger RNA, 4030 nt
Organism: Gracilinanus agilis (Agile Gracile Mouse Opossum)
Lineage: Eukaryota; Metazoa; Chordata; Mammalia; Didelphimorphia; Didelphidae
Gene: SMC1B
Product: structural maintenance of chromosomes 1B
Biological process (GO): sister chromatid cohesion
Cellular component (GO): nucleus; cohesin complex; chromosome
Molecular function (GO): protein binding; ATP binding; DNA binding
Source: RefSeq, a predicted model, not a curated record